GGAGUGUGUGUGAAUUCCUACUGUAGCUGUCUAGCUUUCACCUCAACAACACAACAACCGGCUUGCUGCUUCCCCCUCCAAAAGCUGGUACUUACUCUGCUCUGCAGCAGGGCCAAUUUAGUCCUGGGCUAAGAUACUAUGGAACUCUCUGAUGCUCUGUGUGGCUGUCCGUCCUCUGGUUCUACCCCCCAGGGAAGCAACAGUAUCUGGCCCAGUCAACAGCAACCAGUGGGUCCUGUCUGGCCAACGCAGCCCAGCCAACAGCCCACCCAACCCCAACCCCCAUCCUGCUGGCCUGAGCAGCCCAGCAUCCCCUGCUGGCCUGGUCCUCAAUCAUCCCAACCAGCCCCAGCUCAACCUCAGCCCAUGCCUUGCUUUCCUGGGCACCCGAACACCCCUUGCUGGCCUGGGCAACAGCCAUCCCAACAAGCCCCAGGUCCGGCCCAAAACUGGCCUGGGCAACAGCCAUCACAACCAUCCCCAGCUCCAGCCCAAAACUGGAACUGGCCUGGUCCUCAACCAUCACAACCAUCCCCAGCUCCAGCCCAAAACUGGCCUGGUACUCAACCACAACAUACCCAACCAGCCCCAACCCAUCCCUGCCAGCCAUGCUGGCCUGGACCCCAGCCCCAGCCUCCCCAAUUACAGCCCCAGCCUGCACCCCAGCCUGCACCCCAGCCUUAUCAACCCCCAGCCCCAAUUCAAGCCCAGGCCCAGGGCCCCAGCCAGCCCAGUCCCCAAGGGUGGCCAGUCCCAAGCGUUAACCCAGGGUCUGGAUGGCCAUUCGGCCCUGGUCAGGACCCAGGUGGACAGUCUAGUUGGCCUGAUCAGGACCCAGGUGGCUUCACACCUACAACACAGUGGAAUCCGACACCAACUGGACAGAAUGUGCCCUACAACCUGAACCUACAAAGAGGCCUCUACGACAAGAUGAUGCUCUCCAUCAAGGGCCAGGUCAAACCAAACGCUAAGCAGUUCACGGUGAACUUCCUGCGAGGUAAUGACAUCGCCUUCCACCUCAACUCUCGGUUCAAUGAGGGGGGCAAGCAGGCAGUGGUGAGGAACCACAAGGUGGGAGAGCACUGGGGGAAGGAGGAGAGGUACACACAUGGAGGCUUCCCCUUCAUGGCCGGACGGUCCUUCGAGAUGAAGAUUUUGGUUACGUCCGGCGAGUUUAAGGUGGCUGUGAACGGAACUCAGCUGUUUGAGUUUAAACACCGCAUCAGAGAACUCAACCAGAUCGAUCGCAUCAACAUCCUCCAUGAUGUCAUCAUCACCUCUGUCAACGUAGACACGAUACCAUGACAACCAUACCCAUGACAUCGCUAUAUUAUACAACACUCAGCAUAGGCUACAUGCAUAACAUGGCAUCAAUCUGCAGUUAGUCUUUGCAACUUUUUUCUGAUUAUGAUGGUGAUAAUGGUGAUGAUUAUGAUAGUGACGAGCUGCAAACAUAAUACUGCAUUAAUGCCCACUAACUCUACAAAAAAACUAUCCUUUUGCAAAUGUGUGAAAUUUACAAGGUAUGAAGGACUAAGAAUUAAGCAAUGCCAUUUCAUUUAAAUGUGUAUAAUAUUUUAUAUCUAUUUUCUGUUGAACGUCUAUGUAAAUAAACAUACUUUAUGCUUAUGAUGCCUUUCUGACUCAAGGUAUCAGUAGAUACAGUGCAUUACACUGAUUCACUGAAGGUCUACGUAUGAGGGCAUUCAGUGCCCUACAGGGGUAGUAAAUAACAAAAAUUGUACGAAAUAAAACCAUUAAAUUGAA
Molecule: messenger RNA, 1767 nt
Organism: Salmo salar (Atlantic salmon)
Lineage: Eukaryota; Metazoa; Chordata; Actinopteri; Salmoniformes; Salmonidae
Source: RefSeq, a predicted model, not a curated record